AUGUCGAGAUCAGCGCUUCCUGCGAGCAUCGCCAAUGCUGAUGCGAAGUCUUUGCUGCGCCUGCUCGAGUCGGGCUCACUAAAGAGCGUGGACAUCGUCAACCAGUGUCUCGACCAGAUUGAGGAGCACCAUGGCUACUUGCACACGAUGCUGUCCAUGCCCCCCAGACAGGUGCUGAGAGCCGUGGCAUCCUCCCUGGAUGACGAGCGUGCUGCGGAGCGGCUGCGAGGUCCCCUGCAUGGAAUUCCAGCCAUCAUCAAGGUGCGACGACCACUUACUUGCAAGCCUCUGACCAUGACGGAUCACCAAGGACAACAUCGACACCCAUCCCAGCCUGGCAUGAAAACCACCGCAAGCUCGCUGACUCUUCUCGAUUCCAAGCCACGCGAGAAUGCUCCAGUCGCUCAAAAGGAACUCUCCAACUUCAAGUGA
Molecule: messenger RNA, 432 nt
Organism: Clonostachys rhizophaga
Lineage: Eukaryota; Fungi; Ascomycota; Sordariomycetes; Hypocreales; Bionectriaceae
Source: the annotation of a GenBank genome assembly